Molecule: messenger RNA, 365 nt
Organism: Acyrthosiphon pisum (pea aphid)
Lineage: Eukaryota; Metazoa; Arthropoda; Insecta; Hemiptera; Aphididae
Product: glycerol-3-phosphate dehydrogenase 1-like protein
Exons: 2
Coding region: 114-350 (78 amino acids)
Biological process (GO): glycerol-3-phosphate catabolic process
Cellular component (GO): cytosol
Molecular function (GO): NAD binding; glycerol-3-phosphate dehydrogenase [NAD(P)+] activity
Source: RefSeq, a predicted model, not a curated record
UUUCUCGGCUACUAUAGUCUAUAAUACCUAUCUGUUUUAGUUUCACUUGACGUCUUCCCGUUGACUGCUAAAGUUUUUUCUUCGUAACACACCACUUCAUUUGUAUACCGAACAUGUCGUCCAAACAAAAAGUUUGCAUUUUAGGAUCUGGAAAUUGGGGUUCAGCUAUCGCAAAAAUAAUUGGUUCAAAUGCAGCCCGCUUGGAUUCAUUUGAUUCCUGUGUUAAUAUGUGGGUUUAUGAAGAAAUGAUUGAAGGAAAAAAAUUGACAGAAAUAAUCAACACCACUCAUGAAAAUGUGAAGUAUUUACCUGGAAAGAAACUCCCUGAGAAUGUUGUAAGUUUUUGUUGAAUUAAUCAUUAUUAU